Molecule: messenger RNA, 3020 nt
Organism: Heterotrigona itama
Lineage: Eukaryota; Metazoa; Arthropoda; Insecta; Hymenoptera; Apidae
Source: the annotation of a GenBank genome assembly
CGAAUUUCACAGAGGGCGUUAACGUCGUCACUGUUGCCAACGUUAUGACUGCCGAUCCUUCCCUUGACAAGUGUCGCGUUGUUCAAACUGACUUUGUUUUUUUUUGCCGUAGUUGUUCGUUUUCUCACGAUGCAAUCAACAAAAUUAUAUUGUGUCCUCUUCGUCACGUGUUGCCUAUCGUUCAGCCACGCCCUGGAAUGCUAUGUAUGCACCAAUCAAGAGGGUAACAGGGAAAAAUGUUUAAAGAGUACAAAAACCUGCGAACAAGGUCAAGAUACUUGUUUAACAGAGAUCAGAUGGGGAAGCACCCCGUAUUGGUCACAAGGAGCAAAAAAGCAGUUUUACGUUUCGAAAAGAUGUGCAACGAAAAAAGAAUGUGAAAGAAUAAAACAUUCUAACAUGGACGAUUGCACGUAUAUAUGGUAUCAAGACUGGAAAUGUUCUGACUGUUGUCAAGGGGAUAAAUGCAAUUACUAUGUUAUUUCUGCGGCAAAGAGAGUACAUGCUUAUUGGCCAGUUAUAACUGCUGCAUUAAUAUCUUUGCGUAGUUUACAGUAUAGAGUAUACUGACAAAUAUCGGCGAAAGACAUUUAUUGAUUGAUUUACAACUGGUGAUAUUUCUUUCCAUGGAAAAAAGCAGUUUUUUCAACAGAAGAUCAAUCAUAUACUAUAUGUAUUUUUAGUUUAAUUAUAUAUGCGUAAGUCAGUAAUACCGUGUAUAUGCCUAAAGGGAGCAUAUUUAGAAACAACAAAUGACGUUUCUACAUUAAAAGCAUCGUGUAAUCGCAUCGUACAAGCAACAUUCGUACGAUACAAGGUACAAUACGUGUACGACAUCCGUCCAAUCUGAAUGAUCUGUUUAAUGCCGUCCAAAUAUACUUUUUGUACAUUUUGUUAAGAAAAUUUUUUUUUAAUGAAAUGCAUUAACAAAUGUUUUAUACUUGUUGAUAAAAUGAAUAAAAUUGUAACAUGUAACAUGUUUGUUUUUAUAAUGUUCAUUACCUAUUACCCUUUAAUUUGUAAUCUGAUGAAUAUUGGCUCUGAAACUAAAAUAUGGAAAACCGAAGAAUGAUGACAAAACGAUAUCUUUUUACAACGUAUAUCAGCCGCUUAGAGGAUAUUCGGUAUCUGAUGUAGAUAAGCAAUCAAACAUAGCUGUUAGAACAACUAUUCUCACACAGGAUAAAUUCGUAGCGUUAGCAGUAUCAGGCGGUAUCGUUUAGUGAAUCGACCCUUGAAUAAACGUCUUUUUGCCUACGCUGUUGAAAUGUACGAUAUGAAGAACUGGAAAUUAGUAAACCUGUACAGAACGUUCAGUCGUAAGAAAGAGAUGAACGUUCCUCAAGACACAAGAUUGGCGAGAUGCCUGUCAACGUUGGACCUCACGGCUCUGGGAAUAGGUUCGACACUCGGCGUGGGUGUGUACGUGCUCGCAGGAUCCGUUUCGAAAACAACUGCCGGGCCAGCCGUGAUAAUUUCGUUCGCCAUUGCCGCAAUCGCAUCCAUGUUCGCAGGGCUCUGUUACGCGGAAUUUGGCGCCAGAGUACCACGUGCUGGAUCAGCGUACGUAUACAGCUACGUAACCAUGGGAGAAUUUACAGCCUUUCUGAUCGGUUGGACGCUGAUUCUCGAAUACGUGAUCGGCUCGGCUAGCGUGGUACGAGGAUUGAGCACUUACGUGGACAACUUGUUCAACAAUACUAUGCGAAACGCGUUCGAGACAGCGGCGCCUAUCGAUAUCAGUCAUCUCUCUUCUUAUCCGGACUUCUUUGCCUUUGGCAUCACUCUAAUCUUCUCCGCUGCACUGGCGUUCGGGGCGAAGGAGUCUUCGGUGGCGAAUAAUUUCUUCACAUUGGUGAACCUCUCGGUGGUCUUAUUCGUUAUAAUUGCCGGGUCUCUCAAAGCUGACAUAACCAAUUGGAAAACGAAGCCUACGUGCACUGAUGAGAAAUGUGAUUACGGAAUCGGAGGAUUCGCGCCUUAUGGUAUAGCCGGUGUCAUAACAGGAGCAGCAACGUGCUUCUACGGAUUCAUCGGUUUCGAUUGCGUCGCCACUACCGGGGAGGAAGCGAAAGAUCCGCAAAGAUCGAUCCCAAUAGCGAUCGUCGCCUCGUUGACCGUCGUCUUUCUGGCGUAUUUCGGCGUUGCUACAGUAUUAACGACCGUCCUUCCUUACUACGAGCAAGAUCCAGAAACCCCGUUUCCUCAUCUGUUCGAGAGUAUCGGUUGGAAUUGGGCGAAAUGGCUGGUAACCAUAGGUGCUAUUUGUGGUCUAUGUUCCAGUUUACUGGGCGCGAUGUUUCCCUUGCCACGAAUUAUUUACGCGAUGGCAUCCGACGGACUGAUAUUCGAGUGGAUGGGAAAAGUUAACUCACGAUUUCAUACGCCGCUCAUGGGCACCUUUUCGGCGGGAAUUCUCACGGGUGUAUUAGCUGCGAUAUUUGAUUUACCUCAACUCGUAAAUAUGAUGAGUAUUGGAACGUUGCUCGCAUAUUCGAUCGUCGCAACUUGCGUGCUGAUACUUCGGUAUGAAGAAAGUGAAGCGUAUGAAAAGAAGGGAGAUCGCGAUCCAAGAACCCUGAGGUUCAUUGCGAAACAGCUGAUUAACGCUAACGGUUUAAAUCAUUCUACGAAAUUAACGUCUCAAAUUGUUGCCUGUCUCGUCGUAUGUUACGGUGCCAUUAGUGCCAUUUUUACCCGCUUUCAGUAUUCUUAUUAAUGUAUAUCUUAUGGUGAUGUUGGAUAAAAUGACGUGGAUAAGAUUUUUAAUAUGGAUAAUAGUCGGACUUGGAAUAUACUUCUGUUACGGCGUUUGGCACAGUAAAAUGAGAAAAGGUAAAUGUACGAAAUUAUCUGAAAAUGGUUGUGAUAAUGGAGUAACAUGGGAAACCAAUAAUUUUCCCAGACUUCAAUAAUGCAUUUUACUUUCUGUAUUUUGCUUUUAUAAUAAAAAUUUUAUACAUACAACUUAAUUUGUUCACUGAAUUACAUUGGCUGGUCGCUAACUUUGUUUUGAAGAU